UAAGUGCUGCCCCCUGUACAACGGCUUGAACCCGGGCUGGUUCCUGACUGUACCGUGUGCUUGAAGGGAGAAAUAUUCCAUUUACAUUUCUGGAGGAAAUCUCUUCUUGGAAUGGUUUACAUCCAGUGAAGGUUGAUGUUUCCUAGUCGGGAACCCCCAGGGUUGCUUUCAAGAUUGACCCCCGACAGCUUGCGGCCUCUGCCAAUCUCCUAAGCGAGCUCCGCCUCCCACCGGACAAGACUGCUCACAAGCUCCCACUGCGUCUGCCUGCGGCAAAGCCCAGCAACCUCCGCGAGGCCCUUGGCCAAUCGCCCGGGAGGAAGGACCUCGUCGCCAUGGACACGGAGUCCACCUACUCGGGGUACUCGUACUACUCUGGUCGCUCCCGGGGAUCCCACAGACAUGGGGAGCGCAGCCGCGACCACCACAAGUCACGCAGCAAGGAUGGCAGCCGCUCGGAGAAGUCUGUCACCAUCAACGCACCGCCAGCAGAACCGCUGCUGGGAGACUCGUCUGUACUGGGGGAGGAGGUCCAGGAUGACAACUGGGGCGAGACCACCACGGCCGUCACGGGGACGUCGGAACACAGCCUGUCCCAAGAGGACAUUGUCCGGAUCACCAAGGACCUGGAGGACAGCGUGGGCCUGGACUGCCGGCGGUACUUUAGCCUGACCCUGGCUGUGGUUCUGGGCCUGCUGGUCUUCCUCACUCCCCUGGCCUUCCUGGCUCUCCCCCACCUCCUCUGGCCUGACAAGCUCCUGGUGUGCGGCACGGCCUGCGAGGGCCUCUUUAUUUCCGUGGCGUUUAAAUUGUUGAUACUGCUGUUGGCCGUUUGGGCACUGUUCUUCCGGGCUCCGCGCGCCGGCCUUCCCCGGGUGUUUGUGUUCAGAGCGCUGCUGGCCGUGCUGGUGCUGCUGUUCGUCGUGUCCUACUGGCUGUUCUACGGCGUGAGGAUAAUGGACUCACAGGAUGAGAACUACCAGGGCAUCGUGCAGUACGCUGUAUCUCUAGUAGACGCUCUGCUCUUCAUCCACUACCUGGCCAUCGUUCUGCUGGAGCUCAGGCAGCUGCAGCCCGCCUUCUCUGUCUGCGUCACGCGCUCCACCGACGGAGAGACACGCCACUACAACCUGGGCCAGCUCAGUAUUCAGCGGGCAGCAUUGGCCAUCAUAGAGAACUACUACAGGGACUUCUCUGUCCACAACCCGGCCCUGCUCACCGCCUCUAAGUCCCGGGCCGCUAAGCACCUGGCCGGCCUCAAGGUCUAUAAUGUGGAUGGUGAGUUCCCGGCAACCCCCGCUACUGGCCCUGGGAACAACGCAGCGACUGGAUUGGCCCACUCCCAGUCUCGGGCUAUGAUUGCCGCUGCCGCCCGCCGCCGAGAUACCAAUCACAACGAGCUGUACUACGAGGAGGCGGAGCACGAGAGACGCGUCCGCAAACGCAAGGCCCGCCUGGUGGUGGCGGUAGAGGAGGCCUUCACACACGUCAAGCGCAUGCAGGAGGAUGAGCAGCAGCAGCAGAAGAAAGCCCCCGGGGACGUGAUGGACCCGCGCGAGGCCGCCCAGGCCAUCUUCCCCUCCAUGGCCCGCUCCCUGCAGAAGUACCUCCGCACCACCAGGCAGCAGCACUGCCACAGCAUGGAGAGCAUCCAGCAGCACCUGGCCUUCUGCAUCACCAACAACAUGACGCCCAAGGCCUUCCUGGAGAGUUACCUGACCCCCGGGCCCACCCUGCAGUACGGCCGCGAACGCUGGCUGGCCCGGCAGUGGACUCUGGUCAGCGAGGCGUCGGUCACCAGCGGCCUCAAGGAGGGCGCCAUCUUCCUCCUCAAGUGCAUAGACUUCAGCCUGGUGGUGACGGCCAAAAGGAUCCCCUACAUCCAGCUUUCAGAGGAGUUCAUCGACCCCAAGUCGCACAAGUUUGUCCUGCGGCUACAGUCAGAGACCUCUGUGUAGAACUGGACAACUGUUUUUACCACCACGCACCUUUUUUUUUGUUUGUUUUCAAAAUAGUUUUAUUUUGGGUUUGCGGUUUUAUUUUAUUUUUGGAUUUUUUAUAUAUUAUGUAUGAAUAUAUGUUAAACACACGUUGGAAAAUAUUGUCCUUUUUAUCUAUGGUUUACCUGGUUUGAGUUCAUAUAAAAAAAGAUAUACACCGGUGAUGAAUUUGACUUGUCUUGCAUACAUACACACACAGAAGAUUGAACUGAACUCUGUGGAGAUGAAGCUAUAGAUGAACAAUGUGUGCACGCAACUGCAUAUGUGUCAAUAUCUAUGAACACUGUUGUUCCACCUCAAAGACUGAUGCAGAGCUCAAGACGAGGAAUUGUUUUAAUUCCAUGACUCAAGACAGAAAGUGGAGACUUUUUUGGGGAGGGACAUCUCACCGAGGAGUCAAAUGACACUACUGUUGCCAUGGACAUUCCUUCAUUCCCCCUCAGCUAAACCACUACAGAUGGUGAACUGCCACUAUUUAACUUCUGGACAAAAUAUAUCUUUUAACACAAA
Salvelinus namaycush (lake trout) is the source of this 2510-nucleotide messenger RNA. Its product is annotated as vang-like protein 1. The transcript has 9 exons. The record is from RefSeq and is a predicted model, not a curated record. Bases 336 to 1958 code for a protein of 540 amino acids. Gene Ontology annotation, biological process: multicellular organism development. Gene Ontology annotation, cellular component: plasma membrane. NCBI's taxonomy places the organism in Eukaryota, Metazoa, Chordata, Actinopteri, Salmoniformes, Salmonidae.